UUCCGGUGUCAUGUCUGCUUUCAUAGCCAACUCGUGUCUUGACUAAUGAAGUUCAUUACACAUGGAUCAUACAUUUAGCUUUAUUGUGGUGCGUUAGUUUGACAGGUUGUUGUCUUAUUUCGCUAUUUAACCACACGGAUACACACGAGUUUUCAGACAUGGCAGAAGCAAUAUCGGAGAAAAGCCGUGGACGGACGUUUGCAGAGCAACAAAUGCUUCGCCAUGGUUGGCAACCAGGGAAGGGUUUGGGACGCCACGAAGAUGGAAGGUCUGAACCGAUCAAAGUCAAAGUGAAAUGCGACAAAGGAGGGGUUGGUCAUAAGCUCGGUGAACAGUUUACCUUCAAUUGGUGGGACCAUGUCUUCAAUAAGGCUUCCUCAAAUUUGUCAGUUGAAAAUGGUCAGGAUGGGAUUUUGAUGAAGAAAGUUAAUGAUGAUGAAGAAGAUAAGGGGAUGAUCUCCAACAAACGACCACUCAAAGCCAAGCUAUCUAAAGGCAUGCAGUAUGGAUGCUUUGUCAAGUCAGCUACUCUUCUGAGUGGACAAGAACAGCCCGAGCAAAGAGCAUCAAGUUCAGAUGACAGUAGUGACUCUGAGGACGAAGAUCUGAAACUCGACCUCUCCUCUGCCACCAACUUGACUGAUGCUCAACUGCUGAAAGUUUGUGGAGGAAGGACUGCUCACAAGGGAGCCAGACACGGGCUCACCAUGAGUGCCAAACUUGCGAGACUGGAGCAGCAAGAGCAGGAGUUUAUGGCCAAGUACGGCAAGAAGGAGCCAUCAGCGGGCCCUAGCACUAAAGUCACUACUGCCCCAGCUACACAGGACCCCAGCAAUGAAGACAGUGUCCCUAAAAAGAACAAGCGCAAGAAAGACAAGCAAAAGAGCAUUGAGACUGAAGAGAUCCAGCCCAUUGUAACAAAUGGAGAUAUGGAUGCCUCUGAGGGCAAUGAUGAUGGCAGGAAACGGAAGAAGAAAAAGAAGAAGAGUUCCAAAGAAGAGCGAGCAGAGGUAGAAGCAGCGGAAACCACCGUGGAAGCUUCUCUGGAGGACCAGAACACUGAGGACUCCACGACAAAGAAGAAGAAAAAGAAGAAGAAGAAGAAGCAGUCCUCAGAGACCAAAGAGGAGGAGGCACAAAGCGAACCCAGAGAGCAGGUGCCAGACGUCACGGAAGGCGAUGAGAGAACGAAUGGGAAGAGCAAAGCGAAGAAAAGAAAAAUGGACGGCGAAAAUGAAAAUGGAUUUCCGCAUGGCGACUCCACUAAAAGUAAAAAAAGCAAAAAAAAGGGAAAGAGGAAAGAUGAAAACCUUGCAAGUGACUGCUGAUUUCUGAUGAAUAGCCCUUAUUUUUAUUGUUGUACAGUGCAGUGCAAUGCAUUUGCACCAUAGUGGCCUCCAUCAAGGCCUUUUAUGGUAUUGAGGGGAGGUGUCAGUAAUGGACUAUUUAAUGGAUUAUCGCUCAUAAUUUGUACAGAUGACUGAACUGUUCUCAAUGAAGUGCCUAAAAGUGUUGCUAGGUAUGAUUUGGUGAACAAUCAAUUGAAAACUAUUUUUAAUGCAUUUGUUGGGUAGACUGUCAUGAUAUUCUGCAUAUGCCCAGAUAUUGAGAUAUUAUAGAUACAUUAUAUUAAAUUUGUUCUAUAAAGCUUCUGCACUCUUAUGAGUUGCUCCAUGGACUGACUUGUGAAGUAGUGAUGAAUUCUAGUCAUUUGUCUGAACUGACAGAAGCACUGGUUUUAGGUGUUCCUGAGAAACAUACUCAAACAUGGUCCACAAAUUCAGUUAGUUCUUAUUCAGCAUACAGUUCUUGCCAAAUGAACAUUAGUGUAAAAUAUUAACAAUGCCUUUUCCAGGAUACUUGACAUUUGUUGAUGUUGAUGUACAAUGGCUUGAUUGAGCUGUGGCCUUAAGUAAAAUAUUGUUGGCGUCUUAA
Sardina pilchardus (European sardine) is the source of this 1935-nucleotide messenger RNA. RefSeq names its product G patch domain containing 4 (gene gpatch4). The transcript has 7 exons. The record is from RefSeq and is a predicted model, not a curated record. Gene Ontology annotation, cellular component: nucleolus. Gene Ontology annotation, molecular function: nucleic acid binding. The coding region runs from base 159 to 1328 and encodes 389 amino acids. NCBI's taxonomy places the organism in Eukaryota, Metazoa, Chordata, Actinopteri, Clupeiformes, Clupeidae.